Talaromyces rugulosus is the source of this 801-nucleotide messenger RNA. RefSeq lists its product as uncharacterized. Gene Ontology annotation, molecular function: acylglycerone-phosphate reductase (NADP+) activity; triacylglycerol lipase activity. Gene Ontology annotation, cellular component: lipid droplet; endoplasmic reticulum. The record is from RefSeq and is a predicted model, not a curated record. Gene Ontology annotation, biological process: phosphatidic acid biosynthetic process; triglyceride catabolic process. The coding region runs from base 1 to 801 and encodes 266 amino acids. NCBI's taxonomy places the organism in Eukaryota, Fungi, Ascomycota, Eurotiomycetes, Eurotiales, Trichocomaceae. The transcript is spliced from 3 exons.
AUGGCACAGGAAACGUCCUUUGCCCUGGUUACAGGCUGCAGUAGUGGUAUCGGAAAGGAACUAGCUAUAGCUUUUGCAGCCAAAGGAGUCACCGUCCUCGCCACGGCCAGACGUACAGAGUCGCUAAAGGAAUUGACAAGCCAGCACGAAAACAUCGAGGCUUUUGCCCUCGACCUUGAUGAUCUCACGACCAUCGACAGCCUGAAAGAAGCCGUCACCAAGCGCACAGACGGCCGUCUGGAUUUUCUGGUUAACAAUGCCGGCACGCACUACGCAUCUACGUCAUUGGACUUGGACAUCAACGAAGUCUCGAAGCUCUUUCAAGUCAAUGUUUUUGCAGUCAUGCGACUGUGUCAAGUCUUCGUUCCUCUACUUCGCAGCUCGCCUCGUGCGCGCAUCGUGCAGAUCGGGAGCGUGACACGUAGUGUACCGGUUGUAUGGCAGGGCGCCUACAACGCUUCAAAGGCCGCAUUGAGCCAAUUUUCGAAAACGAUGCGUCUGGAAUUGCAACCUUUCGGCAUCGAGGUUAUCGAGGUCGUUACCGGAUUUGUCCGCAGCAAUCUCCUCCAUCAAGGCUUCAUUGCUCCGAGCGACUCCCUGUACCUCCCAAUCAAGAGUACCAUGGAGGAUGUCAAAAUCGGUGGCAAUGAAAACGGUAUGCCGCCAGAAGUGUUUGCGAAGUCUGUGGUAAAUAAGGUGAUGCGCCGUCGGACGAGCAUGGAGAUAUGGCAAGGCAGGAUGGCGUGGCCACUCCGCAUUCUCACUAGUUAUUUUCCUUUGUCGUUUUUGAUUCAAGCUUAG